AUGGCUAACAGUGCGAACAACGAUUGUAAAACCAAAAGUGGACAGCUCGCCAGGGUUACGGGAGGCGGUCUUAAUAAUUUCCUGUUCAGAGAAUUUAUACAAAAGUCCUCUGUGUGGAUUGGCUUGACAUGGCGCAAUGGUAAAUGGCGUUAUCCUGAUUAUAGCCUAUCCACCUAUUUCAAUUGGAAUGAUAACGAGCCAAAUAAUGCACAGGGAAAUGAAUAUUGCGUUGAAUAUCUAACAAACGGAAAGUGGAAUGACCAUUCAUGCGACACCACGUGGCCAUCUAUCUGUGAAAAGGACAUUGAUGAAUGUGAUUUGAAAACUCACAGUUGUCACUCUCAAGCCACGUGCAUCAAUACCAUUGGAUCAUACACUUGUGUUUGUAAUGAAGGAUUUACUGGAAAUGGGAAAUUUUGCCACGACAAGAGUGAAUGUGCGUUAAACAAGCACAUAUGUCAUCCUCAAGCGACGUGCACGAAUUUCAUUGGAUCGUACACCUGCACUUGUUAUGAGGGAUUUUUAGGAAAUGGGAGUGUUUGCGAAGACAGGAAUGAAUGUGCGUUAAGCAAUUACAUAUGUCAUCCUCAAGCGACGUGCACGAAUUUCAUUGGAUCGUACACCUGUACUUGUAAUGAGGGAUUUUCAGGAAAUGGGAGUGUUUGCGAAGACAAGAAUGAAUGUGCGUUAAACAAUUACAGAUGUCAUUCUCAAGCGACGUGCAAGAAUACCAUUGGAUCUUACACCUGUUCUUGUAAUGCAGGAUUCACAGGAAAUGGAAUGAUUUGUGAAGACAAGAAUGAAUGUGCGUUAAACAAUUACAGAUGUCAUUCUCAAGCGACGUGCAAGAAUACCAUUGGAUCUUACACCUGUACUUGUAAUGCAGGAUUCAGAGGAAAUGGAAUGAUUUGUGAAGAGAAAAUUUCCAACGACGAAACAGACCGAUUUACCAGUCUCGCAGAAGAAGAGAAGCCUUCGGCUUGUAACAAGGGGGAAUUUCGCUUCAAACUAAUCGCCAUAAUGGAUUCUAAUGAGAAUGCCUAA
Messenger RNA from Dendronephthya gigantea, 1044 nucleotides. RefSeq names its product adhesion G protein-coupled receptor E2-like. The record is from RefSeq and is a predicted model, not a curated record. Gene Ontology annotation, molecular function: calcium ion binding. The transcript has 9 exons. The coding region runs from base 1 to 1044 and encodes 347 amino acids. NCBI's taxonomy places the organism in Eukaryota, Metazoa, Cnidaria, Anthozoa, Malacalcyonacea, Nephtheidae.